Penicillium angulare is the source of this 2532-nucleotide messenger RNA. RefSeq names its product GH92 family glycosyl hydrolase. Gene Ontology annotation, molecular function: peptide-N4-(N-acetyl-beta-glucosaminyl)asparagine amidase activity; carbohydrate binding. Bases 1 to 2532 code for a protein of 843 amino acids. Gene Ontology annotation, cellular component: cytosol; nucleus. The transcript has 2 exons. Gene Ontology annotation, biological process: protein quality control for misfolded or incompletely synthesized proteins; protein deglycosylation; carbohydrate metabolic process. Lineage: Eukaryota; Fungi; Ascomycota; Eurotiomycetes; Eurotiales; Aspergillaceae. The record is from RefSeq and is a predicted model, not a curated record.
AUGAGGGACUUGUACACGAUUCUUCCCUUCCUGCUCAGCCUUACGAGGAAUGUCGCCGGACACUCGACGCUUCGAGCUGAUAUUUGCGACGCGAAUACAAAUGCCAAUUACCAUGAAGAUGCUGGUGUACUCCAGUACGCCAACCCUUUGAUUGGAACAAAUGGCCCCUCCCCGAAUAGUAAUGGCGGGAUGAUUCCCUCGGUCGCGCCUCCGUUCGCCAUGACUCGUUGGACACCUCAAACACGAGAGAACUUCAUUUCGCAGUGUCCAUAUGGCGAGGGCGACGGUCUUAUCCACGGAUUUCAAGCGACACAUCAGCCGGCUAUAUGGAUGGGUGAGGCAGGCCAGGUGGUUCUAACCCCUGGAAUGGGCGAUGUACAAACUUCGUUUGUGAACCGUGGACUGGCUUUCCAGAAGAAGGACGAAACGAGCACCCCUUAUGUUUAUGAAGUGCUUCUUGAUGCGACUCAGCUCUUGAAUCGGGACUUCAAUGCUACAGCUGAUUAUGCCCAUGACGGACCAGAUCCAGGUGGUGCUGGUGCUGUGCCUGAGAAUGUUGAAGAGGGCGCAAACGGUCGAACAAGGAAACGGAGUGAAACGCAGAUAGGAAUUGCUUCUGAAUCUAUGGGGCAAGACGGUACAUAUACAAAGUCUAUUCAGGUUGCUUUAUCCGCCGGUGCUCAUGCAGGACAUCUUCGAUUUGAUUAUCAGGACUGCAGUGAUUCUGCAAUGGAUGAAAGGGCAGAACCUUGGGUUUUCAUUGAGGUUUCUCGCCAGAACUGGACGGGGGAAGCCAACAUAGAUACUGAGGCUAGGGAGGUAUACGGCUAUAACACGGAAAGACAAGAUUAUCUACUCGGGCCAGACCAUGCCGAAUCAUUCAAGGGAUACUUCGUUUCUCGAUUCUCUCAGCCAUUCGCGAGUUCGGGCGUUACCAACGGAAAUACCACAAUUGAAAAUUUCCAUUCCCGUACCGGCAAAUCUACAGGUGCCUUUGUCAAAUUCCACUCAAAUGUGACUACCGUCGAAGUUCGAACUGGCAUUUCUUAUGUCAGUGUGGAACAGGCACGUCGCAACCUGGACAUCGAGACCCCAGAUGGCUCAUCGUUUGAACGCACCGUGAGAGAUGUGAAGGAAGCAUGGCUCGAAAAACUAGACCGAGUCACCAUCGAAGGUGCCAACCAGACUGACUCCGAUCACGACCCUCGUACAAUCUUUUACACAGCUCUCUACCAUGCCUUGCAAUACCCCAGUGACUUCUCUGAGCCCGUCUCAGUCGAUGGAAAACAACGCACGUUUUACUCCGGAUAUACAGACAGCGUACAUACCGCAGAGGAUUCUUACUACCAAUCCUGGUCUAUCUGGGAUACCUACCGAGCGGAAAGUUCACUACUUACGCUCUUUGCGCCAGAGCGAGUAAACAGCAUGAUGCGUUCAUUGCUUCGAAUUUUUGAUUGGAGCGGCUGGCUACCAAUGUGGGCCAAUAUGAUCGAGACGAACAUCAUGAUUGCGACAAAUGCCGAUGUCGUACUAGCCAAUGCACUGGUGCGAGGUUUCCGAGGCUUCGAUAUUGGCAAGGCCUGGACUGCUGUGAAGAAAGACGCUUACACGCCCCCAGAGCGAGACACGGAGACUCUUUACUACGACCGGGAACCGAAUACUUCAUACGAAGUGCGCGCAGGACUAACGGCAUAUAUGAAGCAAGGAUGGGUCUCAAAUGAUGGCUGGUCAGAAGCUGGAAGUCGGACUUUAGAUUAUGCAUUCGACGACUAUGCUUGCUCUAUUGUGGGCGCUCAUGCUGGCGCAGAAAAUGCCUCGAUCGAAGCGCUUCGCUCCCGAAGCGGUAACUAUGCAAAGAUCUGGAACAACGAGACUCAAUUCAUGCAAGCCCGGAACGGAAACGGAAGCUGGGCAAAUAAUACAUGGGGCUGGACAGAAGGAGAUGACUGGGUCUAUACUUUCGAUGUUCUCCACGACGUAGAGGGUCUAGCCAAUCUUUUCGGUAGCCGGGAAGCCAUGCGCGAUAAACUGGACGUCUAUUUCCAGGGUGGACACAAUGACCAGACUAAUGAGCCGAGUCAUCAUGUUCCGUACCUCUACUCGGUUCUCGGAUACCCCGAUAGAGCAGCAGAGACAAUCCCCGGUAUAGCUUGGUCGAAUUACAAUGCUACAAGCAGUGGACUUAGCGGAAACGAUGACCUUGGUCAAACGAGUGCCUGGUAUAUUUUCUCGGCUCUUGGAUUCUACCCGGUUAACCCAGCGGGCGAUCAGUAUGUUGUUGGGACACCAUUCUUUGAAAAGACUACAAUCCGUUUCUCACCUGAGGCUGCCCCGGGUGGCCGCGUCAAAGACCUUAUCAUUAGUGCCCCGGGCGCACCUACCAAGCCAUACAUAAAGAGCUUGAAAAUUGGAGGCAAGAAGGUUGACUUCCCGGUUUUGACGCAUAGUGAUAUUGUUAGCGCGGGAAGCAUUGAGUUUGAAAUGAGUGAGAACCCCACUGCAUGGGGAAGAGUCCCUACAUGGGAAGUGUGA